Medioppia subpectinata is the source of this 1680-nucleotide messenger RNA. Lineage: Eukaryota; Metazoa; Arthropoda; Arachnida; Sarcoptiformes; Oppiidae. The record is from the annotation of a GenBank genome assembly.
AUGCCAAACGUCAAACUCAACGCUUAUAACAAGCAAAACAUUUUGCUGACACUGCCUAAAGGCAAAACAUUACGGGAUAUCAAGUGGAUAGCAGUUUGGUGUCAGCUCUUCACUGUAAACUUUGGUCACGUGAACGUUCCCUAUAACUUCCCGUUCCCCAAAGAGCAAAACUUGGGUCCGAUUCCAACCCUCGGUCACAGAACACACGCCGACGCCGUCAUCAUUAAAGACGAGAAGACAUUAUUUAUAAGGCAUUCAACACCCGAUGCCUUCUUCUUGAUGGGAACCGGUAAUAAACCACACGAACACGCCGUCAAAAUUCCCGAUGAAAACGGCAGUUUAAAUAAAAUUCGUGGAUAUCGUGGUGUGGAUAUCACUCUCCGACUGCCCGACAAUCACACGGUUUCAUCGUUCCCUAAUUGCGAGACAAUAUUUGCGGAUCAAUUGCAAGUGAGUUGGGAAGUGAGACAUCCAGACAUAUACAUCCAGUUGGAGGGGAGAGUCGGUACGACGCCCGAUCAAUACAUCUCUUUUGGUUUGAGUGGUUCGACACAAAGGGCACAAAUGGUCGGCGCAGAUGUUGUGGUCGUCUUCUAUGACUCCGUCAGCCAAAAAGCAAAAGUAGUUGACUAUACGCUGACAGCGAAAGCACAGUGCGCUCCGCAGUCCAACAGUGGCGCCUGUCCUGACCAAGUGGUCGGCGGCAGACAGGACUCUGAGCUUAUUCUAUGGCAUUAUAACGACGGUGUCCUCAAAGUGUCGUAUAAACGAAAACUCUAUACCAGAGACGACGUCGCGGACGAAGAGAUUAUUGUGACGAACCCUAUGGUUGUGGUCGCGGCUAUCGGUCCACUCAAUAGCAAAAAAGAGGCCGCAUUUCAUAACAUUGAAUACACCAGAGCUUCAGACAAACCGAUAAAAAUACUUUUCGGAAAACUUCAAAACGAGAGGAAUUGUGAUUUACUGUCAAAUCCGUCUAAUGUUAUUCCCAGCGCUUAUUAUUCUACGGUCGAGCCCUGGAAUCCAAGCGUUAUAUACGCCCAAAAUAAUCAAGUGUUUAGAGUAGUUAUAGGACCGGCUGGCGGUGACCGCGGAUAUACACCCAUCACAGGAGUCCAGUCUUGGGGUAUCGCUUAUUGGGUCGACGAUAAGCUUAUUCCCGAAAUCCAUGUCCAGAGAGGAGACAAUUACACAUUUGUUGUGGAGGCGGGCAAUAAUCCGUCAAAUCAGGCCAAAUAUCAUCCCUUGUAUAUCACAGACAACAGAGAGGGAGGCGGUGGUCAACGACCGCAAGAACUAAACACUCCCAACCAUAUGGUGUACGCGGGCGUCGAUUUGUCAAACAGUAGACCGGAUCCGUCUCCCGGAGCCGGUCGUUACUGUGAGCUCCAGUUGGAAGGCAUAGAUACGGCAAAUGUGAGCAAUUCUAUUGAGGAAUAUCGCAAGACAUUGAAAUUGAUAAUAGUUGGAAACGUUGCCACAUUUACGUGGAGUCCCGAUGAGACCACUCCAGACAUUGUCUAUUAUCAGUGUUUUACACAUCGAAACCUCGGCUGGAAAAUAGUGGUCAACUCUGCACUCAAAUUACAAUCACUUCAUUAUAUCUUUUCCAUUGUAUUCCCAGAGUUUGCGAAAAUGAGAUUAAAAUGUUUUGAUUCACAAGUGAUGAAUGAUUAUUAA